ACCUAAACAUAGAGAAAAGUGAAGUGAAUGAUUCAUCGCGUUGUUUGUAAAUGUAAAAUGUAAUUUUCAUUUGAUAUUCAAACAUCGUCCUACAAUUGUAUUGUUUUUAAAUUUUUUUUGGUAAUAUGCAUUUGCAAUAAGUUCUUCGUUAUAUAAAUAGAUUGUUGAAGAUUUUUGGGAAUCAUGACUCAAAUAUCAGGUAAUGACAGAAGUAAUCUCGUUUUCGAGAUUAUUUCUGCUAGAAUACACGAGGAGGACAAAAAAUAUGUUGUAUAUAAUUUACAAGUGAGACACAUAAGUGGGUUUGAUGAUUUAAGCCCCUCAUUGAUUGAGAGGAGAUAUACACAUUUUUUGAGUUUAUACAACUCGUUGAAAACAGAGUAUCCAGAAAUGAUGUUGUCAAUAGAAUUUCCUAAGAAGGUUUUUCUGGGUAAUUUUGAUAAUUCUCUCAUUUCCUCAAGAAGCACUGGUUUUGAAACUCUGUUGAAACAUGUUAGUUCUAACACAAAAUUGAGAAAUUCUAAAUCACUUCUAGUAUUUCUGCAAGAACCUGAACUGACCAAAGCUAAAGAUUUAUUAGAAAAAAAAGAAUUCAAUAAUGCAUUUCCAGUAUUAGAAUCUAUUUUCUUGCUUCUAAAUAAGGUUUUUACUGACAGAUCACCAGCUGUGCUUUUGUCUUUAUGCAGACUUUUAGGAUGUGCAGUAGAAGCUGCAGGUAUUAAAUGGAGAAAAUGGGCAGAACUAGCAUUGCAUCGUUAUGAAGGUGUUAGUGAUAGUGACCUCUUACCCUUAUAUGUGCCAUUGAUGCAAUUAUGCUUGAAAUACGAUUUAAAUAAGGAAGACCUAGAAAAGAGACUAUUGGAUUUAAGUAAAACCGGAUUUGUAAUUAAUGAAACAAGUUCAUUGUUGAACGAAGUUGAAAAGGUAGAGAAAAAAAUAUUGAAUUUAACUUGAACUUUUUUAAUUGACUUAUGCAUAUAAGGUUACAAAUUACCAUUACCAUUGGUAUAUUGAUUUUACUAUUAUUAUGAAACUUAAUGUGAUAAAUCCUCGAACUAAUGGAUAUGUGAGUUAUAUAGUAUUCAACUGUAAAUAACAUUUGUUUUAUUGAUUGGAAAAUAUAUAUUUAUUUUGAAAA
Messenger RNA from Coccinella septempunctata (seven-spotted ladybird), 1138 nucleotides. It is a transcript of the gene Snx21, whose product is annotated as sorting nexin-20. Gene Ontology annotation, cellular component: early endosome membrane. Bases 184 to 954 code for a protein of 256 amino acids. The transcript has 3 exons. The record is from RefSeq and is a predicted model, not a curated record. Gene Ontology annotation, molecular function: phosphatidylinositol phosphate binding. Gene Ontology annotation, biological process: protein transport. Lineage: Eukaryota; Metazoa; Arthropoda; Insecta; Coleoptera; Coccinellidae.